AAUCAAAACUUUUUUCCUUUUUUUUUUUUAUUCCAAACGGGAUUCAAACUUUUCUCUCCAGUGACGAUGGAGCUGAGCGAGCAGCAGCUGAAAGUGGCAGAGACUGAGCUGAGGAGAUAUUUACCUCGCUCACUGCCGGUUUACGGUUUUUUGAUGCACAGAAACCGAGUCCGUUCGGAUCCUUUGGCGGUGUUUGUGGACAGAUGGCCUGUCUUUAACGUCCUUAUCUGCAGACCAACAUGUAGAGAGAAGGGCGACCUCUUCAAAGAUGUCCUUAUUUUUGCAAAUGAUAAAACCAGUCUUGAAGAAACCAUCAGGAAGUCGUCGGUCAUCGAUUGGACCAGGUUCCUCUGUCUUGGAUUUGAUCAAGGCUACACGGAAAUAUUUAAAUCAGUGGCGUCAGAAAAAGAAGCGCCGGGCCGUGAGCAGCACGUGUGUCGAUUGAUGUUCCUGCAGGAUGUUUCCAGCCUUCCUGAUAUAGACAGCUCGGGGAUGUCACUCAGCUCUCUGGACGAGUUGCACGUCAGCUUGGUGAAUCAGACGUGGAAGUUUUCCAAGAGCGAUCAGGCUCUCGUUCUGAUUAGAAACAUGAUCCUAAACUUCCCCUCCUGCUGCGUGCUGGAUGACGAAGAUCAGCCCGUGUCCUGGAUCCUGGUGUAUAAUAAAUGCUCCAUGGGCAUGCUGUACACGCUGCCUGAGCACAGAGGUAAAGGUUAUGCCAAAGUCCUGAUCUGCAGCAUGGCGAGGAGGCUCCACGCUGAGGGGUACCCGGUGUACUGCUUCAUCGAGGAGGAGAACACGCUCUCCCACAGGCUCUUUACAAAGCUGGGCUUCACUGAGGCGCCCUCAUACAGAGGGGCGUGGUUUGAGUUCAAUGAGUUUUAAAUACUUACAGCAGGGUUUUAUAUUCCACAGGAAAUAUCUCAAAUGAAACGCUGACAAAACUGAAAUUGCCAAUCUCUGUCUCGGUUGUUUCUCUUUUCUCUGUUCAUUGGAUGAUUGCUGCACUGUUGUUUUAUUUUUCAUGCUUUUUUAAUAGGAUUUUAUUUUUGUGUAUUUGACUGUUGGGAUUUUUCUUUUUUCUGUAAAGCACUUUGUGACGU
Labrus mixtus (cuckoo wrasse) is the source of this 1103-nucleotide messenger RNA. RefSeq names its product glycine N-acyltransferase-like. Gene Ontology annotation, molecular function: glycine N-acyltransferase activity. NCBI's taxonomy places the organism in Eukaryota, Metazoa, Chordata, Actinopteri, Labriformes, Labridae. The record is from RefSeq and is a predicted model, not a curated record. The transcript has 5 exons. Bases 67 to 885 code for a protein of 272 amino acids. Gene Ontology annotation, cellular component: mitochondrion.